GUAGUUGGCGGGUGGUUGAGCAUAGCCGGUCGCCAUGUCCGCGGGGAGCGCGACACAUCCUGGAGCCAGCGGGCGCCGCAGCAAAUGGGACCAACCAGCUCCAGCCUCCCUUCUCUUCCUCCCACCGGCGGCCCCAGGUGGGGAGGUUACCAGCAGUGGGGGAAGUCCUGGGGGUACCACAGCUGCUCCCUCUGGAGCCUUAGAUGCUGCUGCUGCUGUGGCUGCCAAGAUCAAUGCCAUGCUCAUGGCCAAAGGGAAGCUGAAACCAACUCAGAAUGCUGCUGAGAAGCUUCAGGCCCCUGGAAAAGGCCUAACUAGCAGUAAAAGCAAGGAUGACCUGGUGGUAGCUGAAGUAGAGAUCAAUGAUGUGCCUCUCACAUGUAGGAACUUGCUGACUCGAGGACAAACUCAGGACGAGAUCAGCCGACUUAGUGGGGCUGCAGUGUCAACUCGAGGGAGGUUUAUGACUACUGAGGAGAAGGCCAAAGUGGGACCAGGGGAUCGUCCUUUAUAUCUUCAUGUUCAGGGCCAGACACGGGAAUUAGUGGACAGAGCUGUAAACCGAAUUAAAGAAAUUAUCACCAACGGGGUGGUGAAAGCUGCCACGGGGACAAGUCCUACUUUUAAUGGUGCAACAGUCACUGUCUAUCACCAACCAGCACCCAUUACACAGGUGUCUCCUGCUGUUAGCCAGAAGCCUCCCUUCCAGUCAGGGAUGCAUUAUGUUCAAGAUAAAUUGUUCGUGGGUCUAGAACAUGCUGUUCCCACUUUUAAUGUCAAAGAGAAAGUGGAAGGUCCAGGCUGCUCCUAUCUGCAGCACAUUCAGAUUGAAACGGGUGCCAAAGUCUUUCUACGAGGCAAGGGUUCAGGCUGCAUUGAGCCAGCAUCUGGCCGAGAAGCUUUUGAACCCAUGUAUAUUUACAUCAGUCAUCCCAAACCAGAAGGCCUUGCUGCUGCCAAGAAGCUCUGUGAGAAUCUCUUGCAAACAGUUCAUGCUGAAUAUUCUAGAUUUGUGAAUCAGAUUAAUACUGCUGUACCUUUACCAGGCUAUACACAACCCUCUGCUAUAAGUAGUGUCCCUCCUCAACCACCAUAUUAUCCAUCCAAUGGCUAUCAGUCUGGUUACCCUGUUGUUCCCCCUCCUCAGCAGCCAAUUCAGCCUCCCUAUGGAGUACCAAGCAUAGUGCCACCAGCUGUUUCAUUGGCACCUGGAGUCUUGCCAGCAUUACCUACUGGAGUCCCACCUGUGCCAACACAAUACCCGAUAACACAAGUGCAGCCUCCAGCUAGCACUGGACAGAGUCCGAUGAGUGGGCCUUUUAUUCCUGCUACUCCUGUCAAAACUGCCUUGCCUGCUGGCUCUCAGCCCCAGCCCCAGCCCCAGCCCCAGCCCCAGCCCCCACUCCCAACUCAACCCCAGGCACAGAAGAGGAGAUUCACAGAGGAGCUACCAGAUGAACGAGAAUCUGGACUUCUUGGAUACCAGCAUGGACCCAUUCAUAUGACUAAUUUAGGUACAGGCUUCUCCAGUCAGAAUGAGAUUGAAGGUGCAGGAUCGAAGCCGGCAAGUUCCUCAGGCAAAGAGCGAGAGAGGGACAGGCAGUUGAUGCCUCCACCAGCCUUUCCAGUGACUGGAAUUAAAUCAGAGUCUGAUGAAAGGAAUGGGUCUGGGACCUUAACAGGGAACCAUGAUUAUCCAGUUAAGAAGAUGAAAACAACAGAGAAAGGAUUUGGCUUGGUGGCUUAUGCUGCAGAUUCAUCUGACGAAGAGGACGAACAUGGGGGUCAUAAAAAUGCAAGUAGUUUUCCACAGGGCUGGAGUUUGGGAUAUCAAUACCCAUCGUCACAACCACGAGCUAAACAACAGAUGCCAUUCUGGAUGGCCCCAUAGGAAACAGUGGAACAG
This is a messenger RNA of Molossus molossus (Pallas's mastiff bat), 1906 nucleotides long. It is a transcript of the gene KHDC4, whose product is annotated as KH domain containing 4, pre-mRNA splicing factor. Gene Ontology annotation, cellular component: nucleus. The transcript has 14 exons. The record is from RefSeq and is a predicted model, not a curated record. The coding region runs from base 35 to 1891 and encodes 618 amino acids. Gene Ontology annotation, molecular function: RNA binding. NCBI's taxonomy places the organism in Eukaryota, Metazoa, Chordata, Mammalia, Chiroptera, Molossidae.